AUGGCUUUUAAAUUGAUCGUAUUCUCCGCCAUGGUGGCUUGCAUUCAUGCCGGUGCAAUCGGUUACUCCGCACCAAUUGCCUACCACGCAGCUCCAGCUGUACACGCCGGACCCAUUGCCUACCACCCAACUCCAGCUGUACACGCCGCACAAAUUGCCUACCAGGAAGCUCCAGCUAUACACGCUGCCCCGGUGGCUUAUGCCCCCGUUGCCAAAACCUUAGUCGAAAAGCACAUCGACGAGGAGUAUGACCCCAACCCACAGUACAAUUACUCUUACGAUGUACAUGACAGCAUUACCGGCGACGCCAAAAGCCAGCACGAAGAGCGCGAAGGUGAUGUCGUUCGCGGCAGCUACUCCCUCGUCGAGGCCGAUGGCAGCAGGCGUGUCGUUGAAUACACCGCUGACCCACACAACGGUUUCAAUGCCGUCGUACACAAGGAGCCCGUUGCGCCUGCGGUUGCCAAAGUCCAUCACGCUGCACCUGCUGUUGCCACUUAUGCAGCAGCCCCAGUUCUCUUCAAAUACAAUCCUGCAAUGGCCUUCAAGUUUGUCUUGUUCGCCACUUUGGUGGCCUACGCUCAGGCCGGUGCUGUAGGAUAUUCGGCACGUGCAUAUGAGCAACCACUCGCUUAUGCGACUCAAGGUGCCUACCACAGAGAACAUGUUGCCGUGGCACAUGCAGCUCCCGUAGCCGUCGCCGCCGCACCCGUGGCUGUAGCAGCUGCUCCGGUAGCCUUACGCGCCAAAGUAUCUGACGAAUCCUUCGACCCUCAUCCCCAAUACAGCUACUCGUACGAUGUGCACGACACCAUCACCGGAGACGCCAAGAGCCAACACGAGGAACGUGACGGUGACGUCGUCCGUGGUAGCUACUCCCUGAUCGAACCUGAUGGUAGCAAGCGCGUGGUCGAUUACGCUGCCGAUGCCCACAGCGGUUUCAACGCCGUUGUCCAUAGAGAACCAGCCAGCCACGCCGUUGCCGCGGUAGCUCAUCAUGCUCCCGUUGUCGUCGCUCAGCGUGCACCUCUUGCCAUCGGAGCCCACGCUGCCUAUGAGACCCACGGGCAUCAUAGAAGCUACUACUAA
Molecule: messenger RNA, 1089 nt
Organism: Phymastichus coffea
Lineage: Eukaryota; Metazoa; Arthropoda; Insecta; Hymenoptera; Eulophidae
Product: cuticle protein-like
Exons: 6
Coding region: 1-1089 (362 amino acids)
Cellular component (GO): extracellular matrix
Source: RefSeq, a predicted model, not a curated record